This is a messenger RNA of Gloeophyllum trabeum ATCC 11539, 864 nucleotides long. RefSeq lists its product as uncharacterized. Gene Ontology annotation, molecular function: protein kinase activity; ATP binding. Lineage: Eukaryota; Fungi; Basidiomycota; Agaricomycetes; Gloeophyllales; Gloeophyllaceae. The transcript is spliced from 3 exons. Gene Ontology annotation, biological process: protein phosphorylation. The annotation marks the transcript as partial. The record is from RefSeq and is a predicted model, not a curated record.
AUGCUUGCAGCCUGCAACGCGUCCGGCGAGGAGCAAUACAAGCUGGAUUACUUCAAGAGAUCGUGCAAUCGCGACUGGCCGUGGUACAAAUUGCGUAUCGAUGUCCCCAAAACUACCUCCACGAAAACGCACGGUGCUGGCUGCCGCACGUCAGCAUGCCGGGACCCUGACACAGAGCCUCGCUAUUUCUUGGUGGGCAAGCCGCACGCGCCCACCACUGGCUUGACGGGGCGGGCAACACGGGGAUACGUUGCUUGGGACCUUUCGGACCGCAGACUGGUGUUUCUGAAGGACUGCUGGCGAGUCAAGACGUUGGCGAAGGAAGGGGAUACGAUAGAGAAGCUGAAUAAGGCAGGGAUUGAAUCCGUUCCUACCUUGCUCUACCACGGGGACGUAGCAGGUCAGGUCACCGUUUCUCCGAAUUAUUGGAAGGACCGAGCACUCGCCGUGAACAAAAUGAAGUCCCACGUCCAUUAUCGUCUCGUCGUGAAGGAAAUCGGGUGUCAUCUUGAUGAUUUCACCAAUUCGCGGGAACUAGUCAAAGUGAUCUACGAGUGCAUCUAUGCACACUGCGGCGCCUUCAUUGAUGCGCACAUCCUGCACCGGGAUAUCAGUGUUGGGAAUAUUCUUAUUGUGCGGAGAACGGAAGCGGGUGUUAUGUUAUCGGAAGGUCUCCUCAACGACUGGGACCUCUCCAAGGACGUUGACAUACAGGCUCCUAGGCAACUGGACCGCACUGGAACAUGGCAGUUUAUGUCUGGUCGACUCCUUCUCCAUCCUUCCAAAAUCCACGAAGUACAGGACGACCUGGAAUCAUUCCUCCACGUUAUGAUCUAUGAAGGAGUGCGAUACUUGCCCCAUACA